AUUUAGACGGUUGUAUGUAGGUAAGUUCAACGUGAUAUACUGGAAUUUUGAACAACUGAGAAAAAUGUCGAUUCUCUCUUUUAGUUUAUCAUUGGGGAUUUUUGUAUUGGCUACUACACAUGACGACACAUGUUAUGAUAAAUUUGAGUAUGUUUUUAAAGUGAUGCAUAGAUUGUCUAAAGUUGAAAAGAAGCUGGAAUCAAAUCGUCAGGGUGACACGUUUACAAGAUGGGGAAAAUCUACUUGUCCAAAUGGAACAGUCUUGAUUUACGACGGUUUCGCUGGGGGAUCAGACCAUCUCAGUAUUGGUGGUGCUGCAAAUCACAUUUGCCUCCAUAAUCAUCCAACAUGGAACGAUCAAACUAAAUAUAAAUCAAGGACAAAUUUAAUUUACGGAGCCGAAUAUCAAACACACGAUACUAACUGGCGAGCCUUGCAUGACUAUGAGGUCCCAUUUCCUAACGAGUCGAAAUAUUCGUAA
Messenger RNA from Ruditapes philippinarum (Manila clam), 481 nucleotides. RefSeq lists its product as uncharacterized. Lineage: Eukaryota; Metazoa; Mollusca; Bivalvia; Venerida; Veneridae. The coding region runs from base 65 to 481 and encodes 138 amino acids. The transcript has 2 exons. The record is from RefSeq and is a predicted model, not a curated record.